CAACUCUAUUUCACAAUCGCCGCACCGCUCCGCGUAAUAAUAAGAACGUUUUCAGCCAAUUCAUUCGCGAGGCAAAAACUUAACCGAGAAAAUUCCAAACGAGGCGGCGACUUUCGGUUUCGGUUCGAUUCGAGAAACCCGGCAUCAGUAUUGUACUUCCGGGCCAAAUUGUGUCAGUGUGAAAGGCUUGGAGGCGGUGGCCACGCAAUCCGAUUCCGAUUCCGAAUCCGGGCGACCGAUCGUUGGGUAACCUAGCGCAGACCGAAGACCGAAAAACCGCCGUAGUCAUGGCGUUCCGGCUGUUUGGCACGGCCAAAACGAUGGCCGGAAUGAUGCGGCGCAACUAUGCGACGGGAAAGGUUCAUCGCACAUCUACGGGAGCCACUGGCGCCGGGGUGUACAUUAUGCCCGCGGAACUGUCCCCCCUCCUCCGGUACCUAGUCAAACAGAUCCAGCUGCUGUGCAAGAAGCCGCCCAAGGGAUUCGAGAAGUACUUCGAGGCCGGCGGCAAGUCGACUGGCCAACCCAAGGGAGCCGUCGGCGACAAGAAGCCCCCCUCGGGAGCCGCCAAAUCCGCCUCCGAGAAACCUAGCACAUCGGCAAAACCCGCCUCCGCCCCCGCCCCCGGCCAAUCCCGAUCCCAGACGGAGUCCAAGUCGGACUGGAACUUCGGGAUGUUCAGCAACAGCGCGAGGGGAGCGGCGGGAAGGGGGGCGAACACGCCGGGCGGCAGGCCGCUGGGCGAGGGCGGCGGCGGCGGCGACAGGGAGCGCUGGAUCAUCCUCGGCGCCAUCGGAGCCGUCGUCCUGGUCGGCUCCUUCGCCUUCUUCGAGAUGGGCUACAAGGAGAUCUCCUGGAAGGAGUUCGUCAACAGCUACCUGUCCAAGGGCGUGGUGGAGAAGCUGGAGGUGGUCAACAAGAAGUGGGUGCGAGUGCGUCUGCAGCAGAACAGCAACAGCGGCGGCGGCGUCUUGUGGUUCAAUAUCGGCAGCGUGGACAGCUUCGAGCGGAACCUGGAGACGGCGCAGACGGAGCAGGGAACGGAGUCCAUCAACUUUGUGCCCGUGAUCUACCGCAACGAGGUGGAGGCGGCCAGUUUGACGGGUCUGCUGCCCACGCUGCUCAUCAUCGGCUUCCUGGUCUACAUGAUGCGCAAGUCGGCGGACAUGAUGGGCGGCGGACGAGGACGCAAGGGUGGUGGCCUCUUUGGCGGCGUUAUGCAGUCCACCGCCAAGCUGACCAAUCCCACCGAGAUUGGCGUGGGUUUCAAAGAUGUAGCCGGCUGCGAGGAGGCCAAGAUCGAGAUCAUGGAGUUCGUGAACUUCCUGAAGAACCCGCAGCAGUACAUCGAUCUGGGUGCCAAGAUACCAAAGGGGGCCAUGCUGACUGGUCCGCCCGGCACGGGUAAAACGCUGCUGGCCAAGGCCACCGCCGGCGAGGCGAACGUGCCCUUCAUCACCGUGUCCGGGUCCGAGUUCCUCGAGAUGUUCGUGGGCGUUGGUCCGUCGCGAGUGCGCGACAUGUUCGCCAUGGCGCGCAAGCACGCUCCCUGCAUCCUCUUCAUCGACGAGAUCGACGCCGUGGGCCGGAAGCGCGGCGGCAAGACCUUCGGCGGUCACUCGGAGCAGGAGAACACGCUCAACCAGCUGCUGGUCGAGAUGGACGGCUUCAAUACCACCACGAACGUGGUUGUGCUGGCGGCCACCAAUCGUGUGGACAUUCUGGACAAGGCUCUCAUGCGACCGGGUCGCUUUGAUCGGCAGAUCUAUGUCCCAGCGCCCGACAUCAAGGGCAGGGCGAGCAUCUUCAAGGUGCAUCUGGGUAGCCUGAAGACCACGCUGGACAAGAACGAUCUGAGCAGGAAGAUGGCGGCUCUGACGCCGGGAUUCACGGGCGCCGACAUAGCCAACGUGUGCAACGAAGCUGCCCUGAUCGCCGCCCGCGACUCCAAGGACUCGAUUGUCCUAAAGCACUUCGAGCAGGCCAUCGAGCGUGUAAUCGCUGGCAUGGAGAAGAAGACCAAUGUCCUGGCGCCGGAGGAGAAGCGAACGGUGGCGCACCACGAGGCCGGCCAUGCGGUGGCCGGCUGGUUCCUGGAGCACGCCGAUCCCCUGCUCAAGGUCUCGAUCAUCCCGCGCGGCAAGGGCUUGGGCUAUGCCCAGUACCUGCCCAAGGACCACUACCUGCUGUCCAAGGAGCAGCUGUUCGAUCGCAUGUGCAUGACCCUCGGCGGCCGCGUGGCCGAGGAGCUGUUCUUCAAUCGCAUCACCACGGGUGCCCAGGACGAUCUGAAGAAAAUCACCGACAUUGCCUACUCCCAGGUCGUGCGCUUCGGCAUGAACGAGAAGGUGGGACAGGUCAGCUUCGAUGUGGGCCAGGCCGGCGAUCCCGUCUUCAGUAAGCCCUACUCCGAAGACACAGCUCAGCUGAUCGAUGGCGAGGUGAGGUCGAUUAUCAAGUGCGCCCACGAAGCCACCACUGGUCUGCUGACCAAGCACAAGGAGGAUGUGAAAAAAGUGGCCGAGCGACUGCUCCAAAACGAGGUGCUCAGCCGAGAUGACAUGAUCGAGCUACUGGGACCGCGGCCCUUCAAGGAGAAGUCCACCUACGAGGAGUUCGUCGAGGGAACCGGCUCCUUCGAGGAGGACACCACCCUGCCCGAAGGCCUCAAGAGCUGGAACAAGGAGAAGGAGCGCACGGAGCCCCUGGACGCCGGCAGCACGCCCACCUCGCCGCCCACCAAGCCCGUAACUGCCCAGAGCAGUUAGGCCGGGACCCAAGAUGCCUUGGUGGAUGGGGAGUUUCCGAGUGGCAGUUCGACGAGGGUGCCGACAUCUCUUUGUUUCUGUUGUAAUCCCUAAUCGCGAACCGGAGAAAGACCCGACCUGUGGCGCAAACAGAGGGGCUGGAGGAGUUCGUAAACCUCCUGGAGUCCCACUUCUCCACGACGCGUUCAUCAUUGUUUUUGCAUAUUUUUAAGAUAGCCCCAUGGAUAAUACCUCGUUCCUGUGUUGAGCAUAUAAGCGCUAGCCCGUACUAAAUUUCCCGUUUGCCGUAAUUUCAACCUGUCAGUGUGGGAAAAAGAAAUUAAACGAUGUUUUGAAGUCGAUAAAUAUUCAA
Messenger RNA from Drosophila gunungcola (fruit fly), 3120 nucleotides. It is a transcript of the gene Afg3l2, whose product is annotated as AFG3-like protein 2. Lineage: Eukaryota; Metazoa; Arthropoda; Insecta; Diptera; Drosophilidae. Gene Ontology annotation, biological process: protein-containing complex assembly; mitochondrial protein processing. Gene Ontology annotation, cellular component: membrane; m-AAA complex. The record is from RefSeq and is a predicted model, not a curated record. Gene Ontology annotation, molecular function: ATP hydrolysis activity; metalloendopeptidase activity; ATP binding.